AGUCGACUACCGUCCACGGACUGAGUGAGGAGGUGAGCUCUGUGUCGUGACGUCAUCAUAGGACUAGUGAAAGUGUUUCUUGUGGACCAACCUGUGACUGUGAUACCCCGGCGCUCCUUGCCAUAACACCUCGAUUUGCAAGCCAGAGACAAUAUGUUGUACUUACCCACGACCACGUGAAAAUAAGUCCCUGUAGUUACCCGAACAACUGUACCUAUACUGCCAGCUACAACCUACUACAUUAAGAAUGGGUUUCAAGAUGGCCGCCCUGUCUCUCCCACCGCUCUGCGCUUGUUUCUUCUUUCUCGCCGGGGUCUCCGCUGUAUCAAAUUCGAUUCACCACCACAUGAACAUAGAAGAGCUCAAAAGUGUGUUUCACGUAGACAAACACAGCGAUGUUCCGCAGUACGAAGUCGUGAGAGUGAGGAGAGCUGCCACUCCCCACCUGGACACACACAAUCUUCGUCUGAGAGCCUUCGGCCAGGACCUGGACCUCGCGCUCCGAAGAACUCAGGGACUCUUCAAGGACCAACUCAGGUUUUGGACGGCCGACUCUAACAGCUCAGGUCACGUCCACUACUCCCUGCUACCCCACGAGGAGAUCGGAGAUCCAUACCAAGAUGAAGAGAGACAGGCGGCCAUCUUGUUGCACAAAGACCCUGCUGACAGUUCUCUUCUACUUGAAGGGACGAUAGGGGAUGAACUGAUUGUGAAGCCAGUGCCAGCCAGCGUGAGGCAGCACCUGGACACUAAUCAUCCCUCGCUCUCUCGUGAUGACGACGAUGAGGCGUUCCUAGAUGAGGAGGCUGGCGAAGAUGAGGCAGUGAGGGAAGGAUUUCCUCUCCAACCCAAACACCAUCACAUUGUAUACAGACGCAGCAUCUCCCACACAAUAGACCAAGAAUUGAGUGAUUAUGCUUUUAUGGAACCAGAUGAGAUGCCUCAAAAACAUAGAAGUAAGCGAUCUGCAACAAUAAGCAAGAGAGAAGCCCCCUACGUCAUCUACCCUGAGAUACUCGUUAUUGUUGACUAUGAUGGAUAUAGGUUGCAUGGUGGGAACAAUGUUCAAAUCAAGAGGUAUUUUGUUUCCUUCUGGAAUGGCGUAGACAUGAGGUAUAAACUGUUAAAGGGGCCUAAAAUACGAAUUAGCAUAGCAGGAAUAAUUAUUUCUAGGGGACGUGAUGCAACACCUUACUUGGAGCGGAACCGAGUGGGUCGAGAUGCCAUCGACUCCGCAGCUGCCCUUACGGAUAUGGGCAAGUAUCUCUUCAGGGAGAGACGGCUACCAGUGUAUGACAUCGCUGUCGCUGUCACUAAAUUAGACAUGUGCCGAAGACAAUAUCCCAAUGAGGUUUGCAACAGAGGAACUGCAGGUUUUGCCUACGUGGGAGGAGCCUGUGUAGUGAACAAGAGGUUAGAGAAAGUGAACAGUGUUGCCAUAAUUGAGGACACCGGUGGAUUUUCAGGCAUCAUCGUUGCAGCUCAUGAAGUCGGUCAUUUACUCGGAGCGGUGCAUGAUGGCUCCCCAUCUCCCACAUACUUAGGCGGGCCUGGGGCGGAGAAAUGCCGCUGGGAGGAUGGCUACAUCAUGAGUGACCUGAGACAUACAGAGAAGGGGUUCCGUUGGUCUCCUUGCAGUGUGGCAUCCUUCCACCAUUUCCUCAAUGGAGAUACAGCAACUUGCCUGUACAAUUCACCACACGAGGAUGAGUCGUUACCAAGAGUGCUGCCUGGGAAGCUGCUCACUCUGGAUGCUCAGUGUCGCAAGGACAGAGGCACAAGCGCCUGCUUUAAAGAUGACAGGGUCUGUGCACAGCUGUUCUGCUUCGAUGCAGGCUCAGGCUACUGUGUGGCGUACAGACCUGCUGCUGAGGGAUCUCCCUGCGGUGAUGGAUCGGUAUGUAGCAAUGGCCGAUGUAUGGCAGAACAUGAGAAUAUCAUCCCUGAUUACUCGCAGAACACACCGACCUAUCUGAGGCGGAACGAUGUCAACUCAGCUGCUACUCAGAACCGACCGGUCUACUCCUUGCUCAACUCCACGACACAGAGGUCUGAAUGGAACGAGUUUUGGAGAACAGCCAGCACUACUGAGUCUGUAUACAAUCCGAGUACGACGACAAAUCCCUUCACACAACACUACACUACUUACAAUUACUAUGACGACCCUUACAGGGGCUACACAACACAGAACCCCAGCAACGAUCUAUCCGUAAAACCUUUCACAGCCCAAAAUCCCUAUCUGAAAACCACAAAAAAUCCGUACAACUUUGCAGAUUUUGGAAAGUCGAAAUAUACAAACUCUCAGUAUUUUAAGACAACAAAGACUUUUGAGAAGUACACAACGCCCAAGUCCCAAUAUAGCUACACUCCAUACACAAGCCCUACACCAUACACAAAGUCAUACAAAUACACGCUGCAACCAUACCAACCCUACACCAGUUCUAAGACAUACCCUCCUAGUCCCACCGUGGCAGACACUGAGUGUGUGGACAAGGACCCAGAACUCAACGGGGGAAUGUCGUGUUUUGAGUUCCUUGAACGCUACGGUUACCAACACUGCGGCUCUCCGUCUUUCAUUCGCAACUGCUGUGCAGCCCAGAAAUACCUCUGUGACAAAAGACCCGCCACUAGAUAGUAUUUUAAAUCAUUCAUCUGUUUUCAUGAAUUUUCAAAAUCACAUUUUCACUUUCGAUGUCAAAUUUAUUUCAGUUUUAUGUUUUCACCAAAGAAUGAAAAGUAACAUUAUUUCAUACAAAAUCUAAAAAGUGUUCAUAAAAAAAAAUUCCUUGAUGAAACGGUAAUUUUAGACAAUUUUAGUAGGAAAGUGUUAUCUAUUUAAUCAAUGUAGUACUUUUGAAUCUGUAGUGUUUUAGAGGAUUUUAUAAAUAUUUUCCUUAUUUAUUCAUGAUGGAAUUGCUUAUUUUUAUAAAAUACAGCAAUGAAGAAAGACCAUAUAGGUGCAUAUGUAUUAUUUUAAAAUAUUGAACAAAUAACUGAGGGGAUAAAGCGCUUGUGUGUGAAAUAGGUUCAUUCAGUAAUGACAAGUAAAAUGUUGUAAUUAGUUCCUGGCAAAAAAUUGGCAAAUUUAUGAUUAAUUAAUUUGUUUAUUUUAGCUAUUUUGAUUCAAUAUUCCCCAAAGAACUAAUUUCAGACUGUUGUGAUAUGUAAUAAAAAUUAUUCAAAAUUAAAUAAAGUAUUUUUAAAAUAUUUAUAAUUAGAAUUCAAAAUAUUGUGUUUAGAAUAAGCUAAUAAUUGUUGGAAUGUACAGAGUUAAAGUAUUAAACCCUAAUAAUCUUGGCAGCUAUUUGCAUAGUAUUAUAGUUCAAAUUAAUGUUUUAUUAAAGAAGAAUAAUUUUUUAUUAAAAAGAAUAUUUUCUAUUGGCUACUGCACCAUUUUGGAUAAAUUGCUUGUGUUAACUUAAUUGGAAAAUUGAAUUCCUCACCUGGAUAUAAUAUAUUCACUGCCACAGUUUCGUACAAAAUAUGGUUCUAAUUAACUCACAUGACAAUACAAUUUAGAUAUGACAAUUAUUGGUUCAAUUUAAUUUCUUGCUAUAAUUUGUUCAAACAAGAUCUUGGUAAAUUUGAAUGUAUCAUAGUAGAUGUACUAAAUAAACAAGGAUUUGUUAUGACUGUAAUAAACACCUUUUCAGUCUUUGUUAUGAAGAAUUGAUUUUAAAAUUAAGUAUCACAAAUGUAAUAUGUACAGAGCUGAUGGAUUUAUGAAAUGCCUGUUUACAUAAUUACUAUACAAAUGGAUUUUGUAUUCAUUUUUUAUUUUUAUUUUAUUGUGAUAUAUUUUUUCAAUAUAAAUUAGGAAAUGAAUUUCUUUGAUCAAUUCUAAUAAGAAUCUGCGGUUUUUAAAUGAACUUGUCCAGAUUGGAGGCACAAAAAUACAAUAUGGUACAAUGCCCUUGUUUUCUUAACCAUAUAAUUUUGUGAGUUUUUACCAUAAUCUUGAUUUGUUUUUGUUUAUUGACUAGUUUUACUUUUAUGCUUAACCUACUUACAGUAAAUUUUGAUCUCUCUUUCAAAUAUCUCAACCUAUUCUACAGCAGACUUACAUAUUACUUUUCUAUAAAUAUUCAGAUUUGGUUGUGUUACUUUUUUAUUUUAAGAACUAAAUAUUACUAUUAUACAACUUUUUUAAGACCUAUUUAACAAUUGAAAUUUGUACGUAAGAUGAUAAAAAGGAUAAAAAAAAGUUAUAAAUAUGUAUAUCUUAAAUAAUUAAGAGCAGUUGUACUAGAUAUUAUCAAUAUCAUAUAUCAUCACUAUCCAUAAAAUAAUAAUAAAAGUGAAUAAUGAAACUUGUUGAAGAUCUUUUCGAAAGACUGAGUCAGAAAAUUUAAUAUAAAUAGAAUGGUUUUUAUUUAGUAUUAAACAUUUAUGUUUAAUCUAAAUAAACAUAAAUAUAUCACUAAUCUAUAUCUUUGAUUGUAUGGCUAACAGGUAAAGAAAACUGUAUUUCAGCAAUUUUAUAAUUUGGAACACAAUUAAAUAGUGUAGGUGAUAUCUCAAAUACUUGUAAUACAACAUCCAUAAAUUUCUCAGAAAAUAAAAUAGUUUUGUUAAAUUUCAUUACUUUCUAACAAAUUUUGCAAUGGUACUUGAUUGAAAUCAUAUCAAAUGUAACGUUUGUUAAACAAUUAUAGAAUAAUUUGCAAAGAAAUCUCACAUUCAUAAGCGCUGCAAAAUUUCAAGUUUUUUAUAUCUUGUAUAGUAUUAAUUCACACAAUUUCAAUUAAAAAUGCAAAAUUUUGUUUCUUGAACAAGCUGACAGAACUGAUAAAUAUAGAAAUUAAAAACAUAAUGUUGACAGACCUACAAAUUGAAGUACAUUAGGUUUCUUGUUAUGUAAUGAUUUAAGAUGUAAAAUAAAAUAAAGCAUCAUAGGAUACAUCACUGCCUUUUACCAUACGAAUCACAUCACUGGGGUUUGUUCGUAUACCACAGCCCCUCUUUGAACAUUUUCUAUGUAAGAUACCUGAGUGUAAAAUAUUGUAUUUAAGCUAUUUUAGUUCAAGUGUAAAGAGUAUUACCAAUAUAAUUAAUUGUCGAAUGAGUUUUUAAUGUUGAAAUGUAUUACUUGUUUAUUGACGAAGGCUGUAUAUAGUUAAGAUUGAGCAAUUAAAGUUCUGAUGUGAUAUAAAGUAAGUUUUGGAUUAAAUGUGAUGUUUGAAUGAA
Messenger RNA from Homalodisca vitripennis (glassy-winged sharpshooter), 5187 nucleotides. RefSeq names its product A disintegrin and metalloproteinase with thrombospondin motifs 16. The coding region runs from base 248 to 2635 and encodes 795 amino acids. NCBI's taxonomy places the organism in Eukaryota, Metazoa, Arthropoda, Insecta, Hemiptera, Cicadellidae. The record is from RefSeq and is a predicted model, not a curated record. Gene Ontology annotation, biological process: proteolysis. The transcript is spliced from 18 exons. Gene Ontology annotation, molecular function: metalloendopeptidase activity.